Molecule: messenger RNA, 4166 nt
Organism: Prosopis cineraria
Lineage: Eukaryota; Viridiplantae; Streptophyta; Magnoliopsida; Fabales; Fabaceae
Exons: 14
Coding region: 160-3222 (1020 amino acids)
Biological process (GO): telomere maintenance via telomerase; protein stabilization
Cellular component (GO): cytosol
Molecular function (GO): telomeric repeat DNA binding; Hsp90 protein binding
Source: RefSeq, a predicted model, not a curated record
AUCGAUUCACUCUGCAAUCUGCAUCCUCCUCUCGUUCCCGCCUGCGCUCUCGCCGUGCGUCGUGCUCGCGCUCUUCCUCGUCGAUCUUGCCGUGCGCCGUCCUAGCCUUCUCAUCUCACCGUCGUGUCUCCGUUUUCCGAAAAAAGGAAGCUUAGAUAGAUGGGGAAGGAGGUUUCAAUGAAGAGAGAACUUGAAGCUGCAAUCCUUGACAAAGCUAGCAAAGUGAUAUCAACUAUUAAGAGUGCUAAACAUGUUGAUCAAGUCAUUUGUGCGCUUCACUCCAUAGCUACCCUUCUCUUCCCUAUCGACACUUCUCUUAUUUCAGGUAGUAUCGAUGAGAGUUACCAGGACCAGGUCUUAGCAGUCAAAGUUCAUUCAGCAGAAGAGCGGGCUGACUGGUGGCAGGCAUUUUACCAAGGGAUUGCUUUUCGAACAUUUGCUCGCUUCUUGUUACUUGAUGUUGUAUUGAACUGGCUGGCUUGUUUUCCCUUCUCUGCGAAGAAACAUGUUUACGAUGUUUUCUUUGUUCAUGGACAUAUCCCUGAGGUUGUGCAGAUUUUGGCUCUUUCACUCCAGCAUAAUGGAAGUGAUGCUCAUACUCUAGAUAUUAAUGCUGUCCUCUCAAAUUCUGAAAGGUUGCUUGUAUUGUGCUUGAUUGAACAUAAAGGAGUGCUUCAAUUAGCAAUAGAGUUUGGUGGUUCUUAUGAAUCAGCAGGUUUUACAUAUGAACAACUCAAAGCAGAUGUAUCUAGGAUGGCUCAGAUUGUUUCAUCUAUACCUGACAAAGCAAGAAUGAACUCUCUGACUUCAUUGUCAUCUCACUUGUUCUUCAGGCAGAUUAUCAUCCAACUUCUCUUCCUGGCAAAAGAAAGAGAUGUGAUUCUGCAAAAUAAAGUGGAGUUUGGAGAAAAGGACAAUAGUGGUACUAUGAUAUUUGUUGGGGAAUUGUUUUCUCGCAUUUGUCGCCGUGGCUCCGCUGAUCUGUUAUCAAGUGAAGUAACAUCCCAAGUUCUAAGUCAUAUACAGAGUUGCUUAAAAAGUAAUGAUUCACUUACUGAGGAAUUGCUCGAGUCAAACCCUGAUUCUGUCUUCUGGUUGAGAAUGAUGGAGGCAAUUAGAGAUCCCUUUGCAGUGGAAAGAAUCUCUGAGCAAAUUUUGCAUCAGCUAGUUUCUCGUCAUGCAGAUGAUAUCCUAGCCUAUUGGGUUCUAUGGUUGUUGUUUCAUCGCACUUUUAAGCAUCAAGCUUCGGUUAGGUCUUUGUUUGUGGACAAAUUCCUGCUCUGGAAAGUAUUUCCCUUAAGUUGUCUGAAGUGGAUUCUUCAAUUUUCAGUUCAUGAAUGCCCACCAUGCACCGUUUUAUAUGGGCACAGUCGCCCUGGACUCUUAAAUGUAGUCCAGCGUCUGGUGGCUGUAUGGUCUGAGAAAGAAUUUGUGCAAACAGCAUCUAUUGAGCAGCAAGCUUAUAUAUCUGCAGCUCUUGGCCUUUCCCUUGAGACAAUGACUAAAGAAGAAUUAGAAGGGACGAAGGAUGUCAUGCAUUUGAUUCUUCAAGGAGUUAGCUGUAGACUGGAGAGUCCAAAUCAUUUAGUUCGAAGAAUGGCCAGCAUUGUUGCUUUAGUGUUGUCUAAAGUUAUUGAUCCAAAAAAUCCUCUAUACCUUGAUGAUAGCUGCAGUGAGGAGACAAUUGAUUGGGAAUUUGGAUUGAAUGUUCCCAAGAAAGACAUUCUAACUGCAUCAAAUUGCAAAGAAAAAGGUGUUGAAAGCACAAAAAUACUUUCAGUGUCAGAUCCAGAGGGGGGCUCUGGUUUGCCCUCUAGUAGCAGGAUAACCAUGAGUAAAAAAGAUAGAAAGAAGUUAUCGGAAUUUAAUGUGCUUGAUCCAGAUGAGAUUAUUGAUCCAGCUUCACUAAAUCUUGAAUCAGACUCUGGUAUUGAUGAUAAUGAUGUGGAUGGUAGUGGAAGUGAGAACUCAUAUUCCUCAAGUGAUUUAUCCUUACAGCCAUAUGACUUGUCAGAUGAUGACUCAGAUUUGAAAAAAAGAAUCUCGCAGUUAGCUGAUGUAGUUGCAGCUCUUCGAAAAACAGAUGAUGCCGAUGGGGUGGAAAGGGCUAUCGAUGUAGCUGAAAAGCUCAUAAGAGCAUCCCCUGAUGAACUUAAGCACUUGGCGGGGGAUCUGACCAAAACUCUUGUUUAUGUUCGUUGCUCUGAUAUAUCUGUAGAAGGAGCGGAAGAAUCAACUGAAGACAAGCGACAAAAAGCGUUAGUUGCCUUGUUAGUCACCUGCUCAUUUGAAUCCUUGGAUACACUAAACAGGCUAUUGUAUUCUCCUAAUUUAGAUAUCAGCCAGCGCAUUAUGAUAUUAGAUGUCAUGACAGAAGCAGCUCAGGAGCUUGCUGAAAUGCAAAUUAUGAAACCCAAACACAGGACUGGAUCCCUCAUCUCAGUUGUUUCUGAUACUCAACCAUGGUUCUUGCCUAGCAGCACGGGGCCUCCUGGAGCUGGUUCCUGGAAAGAGAUCUCGAGAACAGAAACUUUGUUGAAUUGGUCAAAUAGCUAUGAGAGGGAACUUCCCUCUAAACAUAAUCAAAUCAAGAAAGGGAGGACACGCUGGUGGAGUUUGGGAUUGCAUUCGACACAGCAGAACUUGAUGGAGUGUUCCCAGAACAAGUUUCCUGUUUAUGCUGCUGCAUUCAUGCUUCCUGCUAUGGAGGGGUAUGAUAAGAAAAGACACGGUGUUGAUUUGCUUGGUAGGGAUUUCAUUGUCCUCGGGAAACUUAUUCAUAUGCUCGGGGUUUGCAUGAAGUCUUUAGCAAUGCACCCAGAAGCAUCUGCACUUGCUCCCUCUCUCCUGGAUAUGUUAAGAUCCAGGGAGGUAUGCCAUCAUAAAGAAGCAUAUGUGAGAAGAGCUGCUCUUUUUGCAGCUGCAUGCAUUGUGAUUGCUCUUCACCCAACUUACAUUGCAACUGCCUUGUUGGAAGGAAAUACUGAUAUAUCUGCAGGCCUUGAUUGGAUUCGCACAUGGGCACUUGAGGUAGCUGAGUCAGACACAGAUAGAGAAUGCUAUAUGAUGGCUAUGAAAUGCAUUCAACUUCAUGGGGAGAUGGCUCUUCAAACUUCAAGAGCUCUGGAGUCAGCAAAAAGUUCAUUCAGAGCAAGUCCUGCUCUGUGUAUCAAUGCUUCCAAGGGGACGAUUAAAAUGCCCUACUUAAACGGGAAUCACUGAUCCUAUUGUGCAGGAUUUCGGUAUUAUCUUCCCUCCUUUUUGAUGGCCAUUGCUAUGAUGUGUCUAUAAAUAGUAGGAUUCUAACUAUGCUCAUGUACAGAUUUCAAAUGAUUUCCAAGUCCAACUUAAAAAAAUUGUAUUUUCAAUUCUUGACGUAAUAAAAAAAUAAUUUUGGAAGAUCAAGAAUUUUUUUUUUUUUUUAAGUUUACUGCUCCUCUCAAAGCCCAACAUAGUUCACCUAAGCAGAUCGACCCAUAUUCUGACGAUACACAGCAAUGGGGGACCUAAAGGCCCAUCCUUGCUUAUGUAAAGCGUACUUUAAUAGCUUCAACCAACCUCUCUCAAUGAGAUGAACCUCAUGCCUCGAGGCUUCAACUUCAGAUAAUCAGGUCAGGCUGUCUCUUUCCUUUCGAGCUUCUUUUCCACCUUCCUUCCUUCAAAGUCAUCGUGCCCACGUCCAUCCUGCCUCCAUUGUCUCUUCAUGCAAGCGAUCGCUCACCCAUCUUGUGCCCUGCACGUGUGUAUUCAAAUAUUCUAUCUUUUCUUCAAAUCAGCUUAAAACGCUCGGGUCAUAGUGGGCGACAAUGAGCCCGAAGAUAGGCUGGUGUGCUUCAAGAGUGUAAAAGAAGGAGAUUUUAUGAAAGCCAAGAGGACAAGAGGAAGAGGAAAUCCAUAGAAGCUGCUAAAGGGAACCAAAGGAAGUGUUGAUAUUGUUCUUUUCUCUGUUAUUUAUUCAUGAUCUUUGUUUCAGUUUACGUGUUGUGGUUGUCGAUUUUAGAAACUUCAAUUUGCAACCUGUCUCUUACUCACCACGUUAUUGUUCUGAACUUCGAAAUUGUGCAUUUAUUUUUGUCAAGUAGACCUAUCUAUCGAAGUGAAUCAGUUUGAACUCAUUACAUAUUUAAAUAGAUUAAAGUCACGCCUGCGACUCCAAUCAGUCAUAA